CAGCUCACACAACUCACUGGAGACACCUACCGAUAUCUUCCCUCCAGUACCAUCAGUUUCCCCCCGGGCAUAUCUCACCAUAUCGAUAAUUCAAUAACGAGAUAUGUCCAACCCCGUCCAACAAGUCUCCUCGGAACACGAGGACGGUCUCAAACAGACUUACCGAUCAGAGCCUUACCAAGCUACCGGGGCGGCCUUGAUGAGCUUCGGACCGCUGCAAGGGAUCAGACAGCAUCUAUGCGCUUUCCAUUGCUAUGCCGACGAACCGACCCGUCAUGUAAAAGCGCACCACCUCUGCUCACACCUGCACCUCACCCCGGAUACGAAAAAGGAGAUCAAUAUGCACCAGUGUAUCAUCUAUGAUUCGAACGGACCCGGAGCGAGGUUGAUCGGGAUCGAGUAUGUCGUUCCGGCCGAGGUCUUCAAGGCGCUUCCCGAGGAAGAGAAGAAAUAUUGGCAUUCCCACAAGUAUGAGGUGGAAUCCGGUUUAUUGAUGUUGCUCGGGAAAGCUUUGGUUCCUAACAUGGUUAUGGAUCAAGCAGAGAUUCCGGCCAUGACCGAGUUGCACGAUACGUAUGGCAAGACGGUUCAUACCUGGCAAUACGACAAGUACCCGGAUUUUCCCAUGGGUCCGCCACAGUUGAUGAUGUCGUACACCAACGACGGGCAGGUCCCACAAGACAUGGUCAAGGAGCGGGACGAGAUGUACGGCGUCGAUACCGCCCACGCCCGAGCACAUCGAGCGACCUAUUUGCCGAAGCAACAGUUGGAGAAUCCGACUUUACCCGGAGCGGAUCAGUGGACGCAGGGGAAAGGGUGGCAGUUCGAGGUGGCUGAUAGUGGGUUGAAGGGAAUGGGCAAGGCCCAGGGUGAGGAGGGCGAGAAGGAGUGAGACGAGUUUCAAGUUUCGAUUGAUAGGUAUGCGACCGCUGUACCAGUUAAGGUUUGACCAUUUAGAUAUAAACUUAGUUUCUCAUAUAGAGAGAACGCCGCCCUACUUGUGGUG
This is a messenger RNA of Filobasidium floriforme, 1006 nucleotides long. RefSeq lists its product as uncharacterized. Lineage: Eukaryota; Fungi; Basidiomycota; Tremellomycetes; Filobasidiales; Filobasidiaceae. Bases 104 to 892 code for a protein of 262 amino acids. The transcript is spliced from 8 exons. The record is from RefSeq and is a predicted model, not a curated record.